UGCCUCCUUGAACAUCUCAUACUUUAAGCUUAUGGAGGAAAAAGACUGGGAAGCUUCUUCUUCGAGCGAAAACGAAGGUGGUUUUCCAAACGAUGAUGACGAAGAGUUUCAUUCUGGUGGUUCAGUGCCCAAGUUACAGUUCAGAGUAGGAUCUUCCAAGGCUCGUUGGAUUACUGAACUAGGAAUGGCGGAAGUUGAGGUUAAAAGGGGAAAACUUUGGACGACAACUGGAAUCAUUCGUAGUGGAAAGACAUAUUGCUUCAUAGAAGAGGCUCUGUAUUUGAGUGAAAUUGGAGAGUUACAGAUCUUAGGUAAUGAGGAUGACAUAGUGAUCCCAUUGAAGGACUUGUAUGAGAAAAUUGCAGAGGAGAAAAGCGGUUGCUCUUGGGAAAACUACGAGGUUUAUAGAUACUUGAAGGGUCUAGGUUACAUCCUAGGUAGGCAUGGAGUUUCUUGGACGUUAAAGGAUGCUGCAAGACCGAAUGGUGAAGAAGAGUCAGCUUGUGCUGGUGAAUGUCCUGCAGACAAUGAUACUGUAACUAAACUCUUGGGAGAUAUGCAGAUUUGUGAUGCAAAAGCGGUGUUUGACGUGUAUCUACCAAACAGCCGGUUCAAGAAGUCUUCUCCUGGUGAACCAAGCUUUGUGGCUUGCUUCUCGGGGGACUCUCCACCAAGCAAAGAAGAUAUUAAAGUCCUGCAAAAGCGCAUAGCUGCACCAUUAACAUUCUGUCAUAUCGCUCAGGGCCGUGCCAGUUUCUUUUCCUUCAGUUCUAUAGACCUCCCUGUCUUAUCAUAAAAUGUAACAAAAAACCGGAAUGAUCUUGUAUUCUUUUGAAAAAGUCGAAUCAAACUGAGAGUUUACAUACACUUGGAGUAACUUUGAUGAUGCGUAUUCAUGAGGUAUUAUGUGUAAAGGGUUCUAGGAAGAAUCUUAUAAGGGCUCAGGAAAAAAGAAAAAGGGAAAGACGAAAGCUUCUUUGAGUGAGAUUGUUUGUAUCCUCGCACAUAAAGAUCUAAGGAGCUCCAAGGUUUUUCAGGUCAUUUGCAUUGGCAAACCACGUGGGUACUAUUGUUGGCAGAUUUGGAUACAAGUCCCCGUAUGUUCCUUUUAUCGUGUUUUCUGCAACUCCAGUGGCUUCUAUUAGACCUGCAACUCAUUAUGUGUCAAUAUGUUAGAGAAAGAGAAGAGCUGAUCAGACUUUGCUUUAAGGGCU
Messenger RNA from Arabidopsis thaliana (thale cress), 1214 nucleotides. Its product is annotated as tRNA-splicing endonuclease subunit. The transcript is spliced from 4 exons. Lineage: Eukaryota; Viridiplantae; Streptophyta; Magnoliopsida; Brassicales; Brassicaceae. The record is from RefSeq and is marked reviewed. The coding region runs from base 32 to 796 and encodes 254 amino acids.